Molecule: messenger RNA, 1784 nt
Organism: Acomys russatus (golden spiny mouse)
Lineage: Eukaryota; Metazoa; Chordata; Mammalia; Rodentia; Muridae
Gene: Cd40lg
Product: CD40 ligand
Biological process (GO): immune response
Cellular component (GO): membrane
Molecular function (GO): tumor necrosis factor receptor binding
Source: RefSeq, a predicted model, not a curated record
CGUUUCAGAUUUAUGUUAGUAAGAUUGAAAUGGAAAUAAGUUUAUUACUAGUGGACUCAUUUGUCACUUUCCUUGAAACUGGUGAGCCCCAACAUUCAGACAGCAAUAGGAAAAUACUGCCAUUGUCUCUUAAGAAGUCUGACAUUUCAAGGCAAGAAUGAAUGUAUGGAAGAAGAAACUCGUUUCUUCUUUACUAACAAAAGGGAAAGCCUGGAAGUGAAUGGUAUGGGUGUAAGUUUAAAAAAAAAAAAAGGAAAGAAAAGAAAAGAAAAAACCUUUACGUAACUUUUUUUGCUGGGACAGAAGACUACGAAGCACAUUUUCCAGGAAGUGUGGGCUGCGACGAUUAUGCGCUCUUAACUACUCCUGAGUAAGGUGGCCACUUUGACAGUCUUCUCAUGCUGCUUCUGGCACCUUCUUGGUCAGAAGACAGCAUUUCAACUUGAACCCAGCAUGAUAGAAACAUACAGCCAACCUUCGCCCCGAUCCGUGGCUACUGGACUGCCCGCCAGCAUGAAGAUUUUUAUGUAUUUACUUACUGUUUUUCUUAUCACCCAGAUGAUUGGGUCAGUGCUUUUUGCUGUGUAUCUUCAUAGAAGAUUGGAUAAGGUAGAAGAGGAAGUAAGCCUUUAUGAAGAUUUUGUAUUCAUAAAGAAGCUACAGAAGUGCAACAAAGGAGAAGGACCCUUGCCCUUGUUGAACUGUGAGGAGAUAAGAAGGCAAUUUGAAGACCUUGUCAAGGAUAUAAAGCUAAACAAAGAAGAGAAAAAAGAAAACAGCUUUGAAAUGCAAAAAGGCGAUGAGGAUCCUCAAAUUGCAGCACAUGUUGUAAGUGAGGCCAACAGUAAAAAAGCAUCUGUUCUCCAGUGGGCGGAGAAAGGAUACUAUACCAUGAAAAGCAACUUGGUGACGCUCGAAAAUGGGAACCAGCUGACCGUUAAAAGACAAAGACUCUAUUAUGUCUACACCCAGGUCACCUUCUGUUCCAAUCGGGAAUCUUCGAGUCAAGGUCCAUUUAUAGUCAGCGUCUGUCUGAAAGCCAGCAGUGGAUCCGAGAGAAUCUUACUCAGGGCGGCAAAUACCCACAGUUCCUCCAAGCCUUGCGAGGAACAGUCCAUUCACUUGGGAGGAGUAUUUGAAUUACAAGCAGGUGCUUCUGUGUUUGUCAACGUGACUGAUGCGAGCCAAGUAAUCCAUAGAAUUGGCUUCACGUCUUUUGGCUUACUCAAACUCUGAAUAGUGUGCUGUCCUAGGCUGCAGCAGGGUUGAUGCUGGCAGUCUUCCCUAUACAGCAAAGCAGUUAGGACCCGCCCCCUGUUGAACUGCCUAUUUAUAACCCUAGGACCCUCCUCAUGGAGAACUAUUUAUUAUGUACCCCUAAGGCACAUAGAGCUGGAAUAAGAGAGUUGUUACAGGGCAGGCAAAAUCCUAACGGAUCCUGCUCCCUAAGAGCUGAUAAUAUGAAACCGCAACCCCACUGAUGCAGACAACCAGAAAGCCAUAACGCACAGAUGAUGGAGCGCUGAUGAAACAGCAGAUAAUUAAUCAAGCUCAGUUUUGUUGCUUUAUGAGUGUCUUUCGGCGGACAGUGCAUUUGAAUUACCAGGAAAGGUGCAGAAGGGCAACUGUGAGCCUUAGCUCACAAUCUGUAAUGGUUGACUUGGGGUCUCUGUGGCUCCAAUAGGCCAGUUUCUAAAGUCUCCCAGGGAGAACUGAGAAACUCUGCCUCAACUUUCCCUCCAAUACCCCAGUACUCAGGCUUUCAUCUCCCCAAUCUCCCCUCC